AUGUCUCGCAAAACCCCCAAGCCGCUUCCCAAAUUCGAAGUGGGCGAAGACUAUGUGAUUCUUCAUGGCCUUGGAGAAGGCGCAUACGGGACUGUCGCAGCCGCUCUGCACAAGCCAUCUGGUCGGGAGGUCGCCAUCAAGAAGAUCCUUCCCUUCGAGCACACCCUCUUCUGUCUCCGCACCUUGCGCGAACUCAAAUUACUAAAGUUCUUCUCUGAGUCAUGUGUCAAUGAAAAUAUCAUAUCUAUCUUGGACAUUAUCAAGCCUCCCUCUCUGGAAGAGUUCAAGGAGAUCUACUUCAUCCAAGAGCUUAUGCAAACCGAUCUGCAUCGAGUGAUCCGGACACAGCAAUUGACAGACGAUCAUUGCCAGUAUUUUGUGUACCAAACGCUACGCGCUCUCAAAACUAUGCAUUCGGCGGAUAUUGUCCACCGUGAUCUCAAGCCCGCCAAUCUCCUCUUGAACGCCAACUGCGAUCUGAAAGUGUGCGAUUUUGGGCUUGCACGGAGUACUAGGUCAACAAACCCCGGUGGCAAAGAAGUCGGUCUCAUGACGGAGUAUGUUGCCACGAGAUGGUACAGGGCCCCAGAGAUCAUGCUGUCCUUCAAAAUGUAUACCAAGGCAUGCACAUAUUACAUCUGGGCCGUGGGGUGCAUCCUAGCAGAACUUCUCAGCGGGCGGCCUCUAUUUCCCGGGCGUGACUACGGACAUCAACUUGAUCUCAUCCUGGAUGUCAUUGGAACGCCAACACUGGAAGAAUUCUACGGCAUUACUUCCCGCAGAUCUCGCGACUAUAUCCGAGCCCUGCCCAUCAAGAAACGGCGAGCUUUCAGCGCACUCUUCCCUAAGGCUUCGUCGGAGGCAUUAGAUUUCUUAGCAAAGACUUUGACUUUCGAUCCCAAGAAGCGAUUGACUGUCGACCAGGCACUGGAGCACCCAUACCUUACGGCUUACCAUGAUCCGGAGGACGAACCCGCCGUAUCUUCGCUAGACUCCGAGUACUUUGAGUUUGAUUAUCUCGACCUCAACAAGGAGGAACUGAAGGAGCUGUUGUAUGCGGAAGUUCAAUCAUUCGUCCCUUGCAUUUGA
Molecule: messenger RNA, 1089 nt
Organism: Fibroporia radiculosa
Lineage: Eukaryota; Fungi; Basidiomycota; Agaricomycetes; Polyporales; Fibroporiaceae
Exons: 11
Coding region: 1-1089 (362 amino acids)
Biological process (GO): intracellular signal transduction; protein phosphorylation
Cellular component (GO): cytoplasm; nucleus
Molecular function (GO): ATP binding; MAP kinase activity
Source: RefSeq, a predicted model, not a curated record